Molecule: messenger RNA, 730 nt
Organism: Didymodactylos carnosus
Lineage: Eukaryota; Metazoa; Rotifera; Eurotatoria; Philodinida; Philodinidae
Source: the annotation of a GenBank genome assembly
UGAUGUCAAGCAAACGAUAAUCAGCGCUUUUUCUUUUAGAUUAAAACGCACCUACACGGAACCAGAUGAUGCGAUGAUUCAUUCAGUUUCAGGUAAUCUAAGUCCAAUAACAACAAAAGCUAGAGGAAGUUUGGAGUCAGCCUCAUCACAAUUGGUCGAUUUACCAAUGAAUCUUUUUGAUAAACAGAAUCGGAUUGUGGAAAGUCAAUCAUCCGACGGGAAAAAAAUGAUUGUUGAUCGAACCACGUGGGUAAAAAAAGCCUAUGAGAAUAUGCCAACGAUUUAUCGCCUAGAUGCACAAUUAUUGAUCCCAUUAAAUCCAAUGGGUAGGACUGGUUGUCGUGGUCGUGGUGCUCUCAUUCGUUGGGGACCAAAUAAAACCAUCAUGGUUAUAAUAACAAGAUGGAAAAAAUUUCAUGGACAAUUCGUCAUUGCUGAUGGUCAAAGAAUGCUGGAAGUAAUGGUGUUCAAAGAUAAAUUGACGGGUCAUUGGAUAUUGCCAGGCGGAAAAAUUUUGGGUAUUGAAUCACCGUAUGGCACUGUUUGUAGAACUUUUAACAAAUUAGCAUUUCAAGAUGAAGAAUCUGAAUAUAGUUUAUCAUUACAAGAAAAAGAUAUGAUCGACGGCGUGAUUAUAUGGAAAGAUGUCACAUAUAAUUCGCAGGGUUUUAUUAUGCAAAUGUCGAUCUUAAGAGAAAUAGCACGAAUACAUGAUGCCUAUUUUGAAUGA